Salvia hispanica is the source of this 1226-nucleotide messenger RNA. RefSeq names its product ethylene-responsive transcription factor 3-like. NCBI's taxonomy places the organism in Eukaryota, Viridiplantae, Streptophyta, Magnoliopsida, Lamiales, Lamiaceae. Gene Ontology annotation, molecular function: DNA binding; DNA-binding transcription factor activity. Gene Ontology annotation, biological process: regulation of DNA-templated transcription. The record is from RefSeq and is a predicted model, not a curated record.
AAUUCAAUUCACAAAAUAAGGCCCCCCAUUUUCUUUUCUUUUCUUUUCACACACAACAAGACGAAGUAGAGAGAGAAGAAAAAAAAAAGAUUAUCCCAAAUCUCAAUUUCUGCGGCCCCUUCUCUGCGGCGUUGUUGUCCCCCUUUGUACAUAUGGUUUCUUCCUAGCUCAGACCUCGCCCCCUCAUAAUUGCUUCGCACCAUCAAUUCAACGGAUAGAUUUGAAAUUUCUUCAAUUCGUAGCAUAUUUUGAUUUGGGCGAUGCGGCGCGGCAGAGCGGCGGCGGCGGCGGCGGUUCACGGCGGCCAGGUCAACGGAUCUGGUGCUGCUAAGGAGCUCAGGUUCCGCGGCGUCAGGAAGAGGCCGUGGGGCCGGUUCGCGGCGGAGAUCAGGGAUCCGUGGAAGAAGACGCGCGUCUGGCUCGGGACCUUUGACUCGGCGGAGGACGCCGCCCGCGCCUACGACGCCGCCGCCCGCACGCUCCGUGGCCCCAAGGCGAAGACGAAUUUUCCGUUUCCGGUGAGCGGCGUCGUUUCCCCCAAUUUCGACCACCGAAACCCUAAUCAGCCGCUGAUCGAUGAUAACCCUAGCGAUCCGUUCGUGGACUCCCGGUUUUACCCUCAGGAGCACCAUAUUAUACAGAGGCCGACCUCCAGCGGCAUGAGCAGCACGGUCGAGUCCUUCAGUGGGCCCCGCCAGUUGCCAAUCCUGCAGCCGCAGCCGAGGAGGUAUCCGCGUUCGCCGCCGGUGGCUCCGGAUGACUGCCGCAGCGAUUGUGAUUCUUCAUCAUCUGUCGUUGAUGAUACUGAGUGUGACAUCGCCUCUUCCUCUUGUAAAAAGCCUCUGCCUUUUGAUCUUAACAUGCCGCCGCCCGUGGACGCCGCCGAGGGCGUUGAUGCCGAUAUGGACGAGCUAGCUUGCACGGCGCUCAGGCUCUGACGCGUUAGAUGAUGAUGAUGGAUGGUCUUAUCAUUCGGAAGAAACCAUUUGGUUAAAUUACCAAGAUUUCUUUUUUUUUUUAUUUUCUUUUUUGGGGCUUCUUUGCCCCAUUUUUUUGUUUUUACUAGCGGAAAGAAAAAGAAAAAGAGGGGGAUGAGGAUGAGAAUGCUCGCAGAUUAGGAUAGAUGACUGAACGUUAUUAAGUCUAAGAGUCUGUCUUCUGUGAGUGUCUGUUGUUUGAAGAGAAUUCACUUGUUUCACAUUUAUAAACUCCAAUGUUAUUGAUAA